AGGAAGAGAUUGCAGUACCGGUGUGAGACGCAAAGUGCUUCUGGAUUGUUUGCCUGUGUGUGCGGCUGCUGCGAGUCGAGAAGCCAGAGUAAGGAUUUGGUCAUAGUGAACUUAAAGAUACAGGUUUAUACGUAUCUUCUCAAGGCCUUAACAGGAUUGCACGCAGCACACUCUUUUCUGCUUGGCUGUGUGAUUGAGCCCUGCUGACUGAUUUACUGGCACGUGUGCUUUAUGCCUUUCACCCAGUGCUGCUGGGAUAAUAAUAACACAGAUCAUAUUAGAAAAGAAUUUCUUCAGAGAUUUGAAUGGACAGAGUGAGCAGAACUUUCUAGUCAUGCUUCAUUUUUGUUCAGGAGAAAUUCAAGUGAACAGCUCUCCCAUUGAUCACAGAAUGCCAGUGAAGAAGAAAAGAAAGUCAUCAGGUUCUGAAGAUACUGGUUUUCGAAAAUGCAAGAUUGCCAGCUUCUGCAGGACACAAGCACCUGCCCGGCUGAUAAAUUCAGAAGACAAUUUUUCAAGCAAGCGUUGCCUGUCAUGGUUUUAUGAAUAUGCAGGCCCAGAUGAAGUUGUGGGUCCAGAGGGCAUGGAAAAAUUUUGUGAAGAUAUAGGCGUGGAACCUGAAAAUAUUAUUAUGUUAGUUUUAGCUUGGAAAUUAGAAGCUCCCAACAUGGGAUUUUUCACGAAGGAAGAAUGGCUAAAGGGAAUGACCUUGUUACAAUGUGACUGCACGGAAAGAUUGCGGAGUAAAUUAGAUUAUUUACGAUCACAGCUAAAUGACACUGCAACUUUCAAAAAUAUCUACAGAUAUGCCUUUGAUUUUGCAAGGGAUAAAGACCAGCGCAGCCUGGAUAUUGACACAGCUAAGUCCAUGCUGGCUCUAUUAUUAGGAAGGACGUGGCCUCUUUUUUCAGUAUUUCACCAGUUUUUGGAGCAAUCCAAGUAUAAAGUAAUGAACAAGGAUCAGUGGUACAACGUCUUAGAGUUCAGCCGAACAGUUCAUUCAGAUCUUAGCAAUUAUGAUGAAGAUGGUGCCUGGCCUGUUCUUUUAGAUGAAUUUGUGGAGUGGCAAAAAGCUCGUUUAACAUUAUAGCAAACAUUGAGCACUUGAAUGGACUUUGUUUCAGUACUGUUCACACAAGUUCAAGGACAGAUGUUAGUCCAUGAGUCAUGGAUACAAUUUGAAAAAGACUCUUUGGUAUUAAUUUAAAAAGAAAAAGUGGCGAGAUUUUUUUUUUUUUUUUUUUUUUUUUUUUUUAAUCUUCAUUAUGUUUCUUUUUGUUCCAUUUUCUGUUGGGAUAAUGAUGACAAAUGAAGGUUUUUUUUUUAUGUUAAAAAAAAGGAAAGAAAUCUGUUUAUAGUAUGUUUUCAAGUAAAUAAAAUUUCAUUGUUCAAAGUU
Molecule: messenger RNA, 1396 nt
Organism: Erpetoichthys calabaricus (reedfish)
Lineage: Eukaryota; Metazoa; Chordata; Cladistia; Polypteriformes; Polypteridae
Gene: dcun1d5
Product: DCN1, defective in cullin neddylation 1, domain containing 5 (S. cerevisiae)
Exons: 11
Coding region: 335-1090 (251 amino acids)
Biological process (GO): positive regulation of ubiquitin-protein transferase activity; protein neddylation
Cellular component (GO): ubiquitin ligase complex
Molecular function (GO): ubiquitin conjugating enzyme binding; cullin family protein binding; ubiquitin-like protein binding
Source: RefSeq, a predicted model, not a curated record